Porites lobata is the source of this 15370-nucleotide messenger RNA. The record is from the annotation of a GenBank genome assembly. NCBI's taxonomy places the organism in Eukaryota, Metazoa, Cnidaria, Anthozoa, Scleractinia, Poritidae.
ACCAGAACGACUGACGUCAAGAGUAACUACUACAACUUGUGAGUCAGCGAAAUUCAACACAAAAACUAGACAAUUUGUUGCAAGUAGAUUAGCAAGUUAGUUGAGGUACGUUGAUCUGGUUGACUCUCUUCAAUUCUUGCGCGUGAACAUUAUUAGUCUUAAGUUUUGAUUAAUAUCGGCGUUAGAAAUCAUCCGAUUUCGAUGUAAGUGUUUUAAUUUUGAUUGAGUUAUAUAUUGCAUUGAUAAGCUGUCUUUCAUAGCUAUCUGUGGCCUUACUGUUCUGUUUAGGAUUACGUACUCUAGAUUGCAUUGGCCAGGAUCAAUAUUGUGACAUCUAAAAUGAAGUAUUUCCUGUGCUAAGUGAUUAAAAUGGCAACAAAAUUUAAAACAGCAAUUUCUCAUUCAAAUUUUUAUCAAACCUUUAUUCAUCUAGAAAAUAAUAAGAGAGUGGUCUAGCAUAAGUUUAUUUAUUUUGCAAAGUUCUUAUCAAAAAACGUUUUUCAUUUUUGUUGUUAUUUUGGCAGAUUAAUAUAACAUUGUUUUAAUUUUGUAUAGCAAAGGAAAUUAAAAGUUGAGAGCCACAUAUAGUAACCAUUGUUAGAAAUAUCUCCAAUAUAAUGUGGUCUUUAACUUUUUGUGUUAUCAUUUUUUAGGUGCAGCAGAGGAGCAGUAAUGUGCAUUAUUUUUCUGUAUUUCUGUGAUAAUCCAACUCCUGAUGGGUAUCGUCUAAUCAUAGCUUCAAACAGAGAUGAAUUUUAUUCAAGACCAACUGCCUUUGCAAAGUUUUGGAGCAAAAAUCCCAGUGUAAUUGCAGGUUGGACCCUUUUUUCUCAUUUUCUGUUUCUACUGAUAAGGUUUUGCUUUUGUAAUGACUGAAUCAUUUGCAUUUUUAACUCUCAAAAUUAGAGCACAUAAGGAGCUAAGGAGUUGUGCGGCAAGACAUGGUUCCUACAAUCUGGGAAAAAGUAUUGAAUUUUACCAGUCGUCUUGAAAGUCCUUGAAUUUGGUUUAAGUCCUUGAAAAGUCCUUGAACUUCACAACCUUGUCUAUGCCAGACACCUUUUCUGUUAACUUAGAUUUUUGUGCAUAAACAAUAUUUUAUUUCUGUUUCUUUACUUUAAAUGCUGUUUCUGUACUACCUCAGAUGCAAUUGCAAGUCGUACCCAGUCAUUUUGCAAAGUCUUGUUGCGGAAAGUAGUACACAUAAAAAUGUGAUCACCAAUGGCCAAAGAGGUAAAAAUGAUAAAUGACUCCAUGAUGUAUUUUAGGUAAUAGGGUGAUGUAAGAGGGUUAAAGAAUGCUGAUUAAUUAUCAUAUAAAUCUUAGUCCUUGAAAACUGUAAUUUGUCUUUGCAAAAUCUUUGAAAAGUCCUUGAAAUUAGGCAGGUACAAAAGUCGGACCGGAUCAACUCGGACCGCCAGUCCGGGUCGGAUCAACUCGGAUCGACUCGGACCAACUCGGAUCGAAUAAAAAAAUAAAAAUAAAAUAAAAUUGGACGCGGAUCAACUCAGAUCAUAAAAAAAAACAACUCAGAUUAUAAAAAGAAAAAUAAAAUCAGUCAGUAUCACUUAACUUUCACCCGCCAUUUUGUUUUUUUCUCACGAACUCGUGGUUGCGUAAAUUAAUUUUAUUUUUAUUUUUAUUAAUUUUCAUGAUACACUAGUGAGCAGCACACAUACACUUCCAGUGAACAUUUUCAACUUGGAAGGAGGAGAAACCAUGCUCGCCCGGGACAAAGGAAAUUUCCAUGCCCUUGGCAAGAAUCAAACUCGCGACCCUCCAGUUCAGUGGUUGGAACGUCCGAUAAACAUGUGGUAUUCGGAGGGUCGUGAGUUCAAUUCUCGCCCGGGGUACGAAAAUUUUCGUUGUCCUGGGCGAGCAUGAUUUCUCCUCCUUCCAAGUUGAAAAUGUUCACUGGAAGUGUAUGUGUGCUGCUCACUAGUGUAUCAUUAAAAUGAAUAAAAUAAAAAUAAAAUUAAUUUACGCAAUUUAUUUUUUUUUAAAAAAACAAAAUGGCAGGUGAAAGUUAAGUGAUACCGACUGAUUUUAUUUUUCUUUUUAUAAUCCGAGUUGUUUUUUUUAUGAUCCGAGGUGAUCCGAGUCCAAUUUUAUUUCAUUUUUAUUUUUUUAUUCGAUCCGAGUUGGUCCGAGUCGAUCCGAGUUGAUCCGACCCGGACUGGCGGUCCGAGUUGAUCCGGUCUGACUUUUGUACCUGCCUCUUGAAAUUUGUUUUUUGAAGUUGUACGAACCAUGGCAACAUGAAAGGAGAGAAGAAAAGAGAAAGGCUGUAGAUAUUUGCGUCACAUUUUCUGCAAGUUCACGUGUUGCUUGGCCUUAAAAUGCAAAGUUAACCCAUUCGGUCCUGGAGAUUUUGCCGAAAAACGCGUUUUGAAGCUAGUCGAGUGGUUUUCUGGUCACUGUCGUGCUAUAAAGAGCUAAAACUUACCACAAACUGGUUUACAGGUCGAACACUUCGCGGCCUUCUGAUCCAGAUGCAAAAUAUCAGCUUGGGAAGUUCGGGCAUGCGCAGAUAGCAAAACUUCGAGAUAGUUUUUGGGUUUAAAAGUGACACAGCAGUCUUGACUUUUACUUUUCGCUUUCUCUCCUCCCUUCUUUUUUUUUGCUUUCUUGCCUCAUUUUUUUUUUUUUUGCUGGGCAUUUAGUAGGCUUCAUUUUGGUGGGAAAAGUUUUCAGGAAAGCUCUUAGGAUCUUAGGAUUAGGUGAAAGGAAAGGUAGGUGGGUAAUGGAACAAGAUUUUCAUGGAGAUUUUCAGGUCAAUGUCACGUGGUUUUUUGCUUCUUUCUCCGGUGUCCUUGACUAAAUUGUGCUCAUUCUGGUAUGGUUUGAAAGAUCUCUUCACUCUGCACAAGUUAGCGAAGAAAGUUGUUGUUGACCGUUAAAACUGAUGACGUCACAAAGGGUAGAAAGGACCUGGAUCCGCACGGGCGGUUCAGGGGCGAAUGGGUUAAUAGAUUAAAUACCAGUAGAAAUUAAAGUGAUUGCUCUUCGAUUUUGUUCACGCAUUUGCCUCAGAAGAUUUUUGUUGCAAAAGAGACCAUUUGAAGCUAUAUUGCUCAAGCAGCUUCUUAACUAUCAACUGUAAGCACUUCGUGGCUUGUUUGGGCUGGUAUUUUAUUCCUGGUGCAGACAAAUACAAAUGACAAUGUACCUCGUUGUACAUCAACUCAAAAAUCGACAAAUCAAAAUUGGACAUGGCUGUUUUUACCCAUUGGCAAAUGACCGUGCGGCUUCUCAAAGUUGUCACUUUGAUAAAAAACAAGAUACUUCGGCGCAGACCCAACCAUGCAACAAACUAUAGAGCGAAAAAUAUUCAUAAAAAUUAGGCUUAAAAAAUUAUCUCUGAAUGUAACUAGAAUAAUCAGUAAAACAUAUUUUCAAAUAAAAUUCAGUAGCUGUGUAUCGAAAAGUGCCCAAAAACUCACCGAAAUCUCUCGGAGAAGUGAUGCGUGUAAUGUCAGCAGCAUAAAAGUCAACUUGGAUAUUUUUCUCUCACGAUCAUGUUUUAAGCCAAUGUUAUGAAUGACCAAACACAAAUCAAUAGACAGAGAAAUAAUUUCUUGAAAAAUUUCAUUGAAAAAAAUCCCUUAGUUAAUCCUUAAAAGCAAUUCAUGGAACACUUACUAGAUCAUGGAUCUGUUUAUGCAAGUAAAAAUUGGCUGAGCACAUGGCAAAAUUCAACACAAAAUCAUGCCAUCUCCAAUCAGGGCACGUUUUGUAAUUUUUUCUUUAAACAUUGAUACCAAAAUGAAUUAAACGUCUAUGACACAUUCAUAAAUACAUAAAUUUCGAUUUAAAAAAGUAAUUUCCUUGAUCAUAGAGUAAAAAAUGUACCUCAAAAUUCUCCAUAACGUAGCUGCCUUGGUUGCAUUUCAAAACAGGUCAAGUGCUCAACUUUGAAGAAAACAAGGUUGAAUUCCUUGAAGAACAAUUUCAUGAUAAAAGCGUUCCUUUGCCCACAAAAAGAAAACUGAGCUUUCUUCUGAACUUUCUCGAUAACCUGUACAAUGAAUAGAAAUCUCACACUGUUGAGUUUAUCCAAAAUUCGCCUGUUUGUUGGUAUAAAACAUAUAAAGCUUAAGCUUAAGCUUACUAAUGCCUCUCCACCAAAGAACUGACAAAAAUGAAAUGGCCGAAGACCACAUCAGGGGUAAAAAUUGCAGAGAAGGUACUGUAAAGUCUAACGUGGUAUUCAAAUCGCAACAGUACAAUUAAAUCAUGUCUGUAUCUUCCCUGCAGAUGGGAGCUUGAUGGAGUUGUUUGCUCAAUACAUCCAUCUUCAAAGUGAUGAUGUCACAAACCAAUUCGAUAAUAUAUUUUGGUGCAAUGCAUCAUGGGAGGACUGCAUAAUCCUCCUUUGAACAUUUCCAACACCCUGUGAACAAAUGAUGAAAACUAAUAUACGUACUUUGCAUGGACACAAAUUCUGCAUAAACCUAUAAGAUAAACUUGUGAAAAAUUGACUGAAAUAUAGCAUUCACAUGACUAAAGCAUAGUGUAAAACCAGUUCAUUUAGUUUUUAUGAUAUUUGUAUUGUUUUUGACGUUAGUUAAACUAGUUGCUUCUCAGUUCUUCUAGAAAAAAGAAGCCAACUUCUCUGUAGCCUGUUCACAGACCCUUUAUUUUCUCUUAAAAGUCCGCCAAGUGUGUGUGAUAAAAAUAAAAACAGCGGGGAAUUAAAUGACCACUAGCGCAUGAGGGCAGGGGUGGGGGAAGAAGAAAUUAGACAGUCUGUAGACAUCUUUGAAUACAACUACUGAAACUUGCUUUUCCCAGGAAAAGCAAAUUACCGAUUAUCCUGUCAUCAUUAUGUCAAUGACUCAUUAGAAGUCUUAGUCAAUGCCUGGACAUGAUCACCGCAACACUUACGUAUAUUGCCAUUUGCAUAAAUAAAACAUAACUUUGAUUGAAAGCACCGCUGACUGGUGAACUUUGGAUGCAGUCAUACUACAAACUUGUGCUGACCAUGUCCUUUGUAUCUUUGUGAUUGGAAUUUAGAAGAUUGAAAUUGGCUUGACAAGUGUUUGGCACAGUUACUCAAAGAAGAGCAGCUUUAGGCUGUUUUGGAUUUAGUGGAGUAAAAGCAUAAUGGCGGUUCUUCCCACAGGUUUUGGGAAAAGUUUAAUUUAGUGGUUGUUCGCAGCGGUGAAACUCAGUUUGUACCUUUACAUUAACAGGAUAUGCCUAGAAUUAUUGACGUAUAAACAGAGCCCACAUAUCCUACAGUAAUCUGACGGGCCGAUUUGUUUCAGCUUCGGACCUCUCUUAGCUGGCUUUUUCAGAGUUGAAGUAGACAUGCUUCAACAAAAGUACGAACAAAUCCGCAACUCCGGACGUUAUUGUUUUCACACAAGCAAUCUAUAUCUCCGAUAUCAUUAGUCCAAUUUAAUGGGUAUUUCAAAUGCGGAAGUGAUAAUGAUAAGGCGUUGAUAUGGGGGAGGGACUUUUAAAAUAUUACAGAUGUUCGUCAUUUUUUCUUUCUUGCUCGUUGUUUCACUUCACGUUCCCUCUAGUAGUGUGCUUGCCGAUUAUCAAAAAGAAAAUAAAGCAACGUUUGUGAACAUGCUCACUUCUCUGAGUAAAGUAGCCGACCGUCAGUGCUUAUUGAAAAAACCGUGGUUGUGUAACAGAAAAGUUAUGAAUCACCAGGAGAGUAUUCUGUUAAAUAGCUGUCACAAUGCAGAUGAGGUACGAGUGAUUUAAACAAAAUAUUUGUUUCCUUAUUCGUCAUUUUGCUCCAAGUUUUGGAAAUUUCCUUUCUAAAUUUCUGUUUAUAAUAAGUUAUGUUUUUUACAUGUAAGGAUUUUUUCAUUUGCUUUUACAUUGUAGGCUUGGUUUAGAAGAUCCCUUAACUUGAAUCUGCUUCACAAGGUCCCUGUCAAAGUUAUCCUUCUUUUGUACAUAGGGCCACUUAGAGAAGUUAAAGUUUGAAAGAGCCUGAGAAAACUACUGAUAUUUUGGGACAACACCACUAGUUUUCUUCAUGAUACGUCAUCUAACGAAACAACAACGAUAAUAAUAAAUUACAUUUUUUGGAAUGCAUGUUGCAUUGCCUCAGUGCAUUUACAGAAAUGAAAAUCUAUCAUGGCCUUAGAUGACAAUCAAUAAAUUAAAAAAAGAUAUGCUAUAAUGCUAAAAUGCUAAUAAAUGCUAUAAAGAAAUGCUAUAAGAAUACGUCCUAAAAGAGAUAGGUCUUGAGUUUCCUUUUAUAAGAAUCUAAGGAACUGUCUGGUUGUUCCAUAGGUGGAAGUGAAGGUUUUGGGGACAGCAUAUGCACAGAAUGCAAGGAAUGUGUGGGACAUAAGUUUCUAGCAACUGAGUCACUCAGAUAUUCCGGAGCGCAGCCAUUGAUGAUUUUAAUUUAAGUCAUUAUUCUGUGUUCAACAGGGAGCCUGUGCAGUUUUUGCAAUGAUGGAGUUAUGUGGUCUCGGGGUUAUAUUUCAUAACUAAUCUUGCUGCAGAGUUCUGUUGGCACUGUAAUUUGCUAAUGUCCUCAAGUAGCAGUCCAUACAGUAAACUAUUGCAAUAGUCUAGCUUUGAUGUAAUUAAGGCAUGGACUAGUUGCUCCACAUUAUCCUGAUCAAGAUAUUUCCUAAGUCUGCUGAAGUUUCUUAGAGCAAGAGAGGCGGAGCAACAUAUACUUUUUUAUAUUGCUAGACAUGUAUAGCAAGAUGAUUGUCAAAACUACACUGAGGUUUCACGCUUCUUUACUGGUAGAUUCCACAUGAUGACUUAUGUUAAUACCAGCUAGUGGAGGCACACUUAUUAACCUAGAAUGAAAAUAAACAAUCUCAGUUUCAAAUUUACAGCAAAGUUUGUUAGCUACGAAAAAUGCCUGGAUAUCAGAAAUACAAUGUUUAAGUUUAGCUGAGGCCAUGUGUCUGCUAUAUACACCCCUGUAUCUGGAUUCACAAUGACAUAGCAUUGUAAGUUGUCAGCAUACACCAUGCAAUCAAGUUCAUGGGACUUGAUUACAUUCUCCAGAAAUCCAUACUGGAAUAUAAGUCGAAGCAGAUGUCCCUUGCAGCAUGGCUGGGUACCAGUCAGAAGUAAACAGUUCUGGAUAAAUUAGUGUCAUCAUCAGCUUGAAAUUUCUGCCGUUUGUGAGACAUCAUUUUUAAGGGAAAUUUUUGGUGGCAUUGCAAAAUUGCAGCUGUUUUCUUGUGGAGUUAUAGGGUAGUUAAAACCAAGUCUGAAGGUUUAAUGAUUUCUACCUCACUUUUAACAGGUAUGGAUCUGGAAGCGGGCAGAGAAGGUGGUACUUGGCUUGGGAUGACCAAAGAUGGAAAAUUUGCAGCCAUCACAAACUAUAGACAAGCACCAAAGUUCACUGAUCCUAAUGCAACUGGAAGAGGACAUCUUGUAGCAGAUUUUUUAGAGGGUGAUGGCAAUGUAAGAAAAUACCUGGAGAAUGUUAGUAGCAAUGCUGACAGGUACAAUGGUUUUAAUCUUUUGGUUGGAACAUUGUCCAAAGGUGGAGACUCCAAAGUUGGAUGGUAUUGUAAUGUUGAAGAGAAAGCUGUUAAGAUGUUGAGUCCUGGAAUUCAUGUCUUGUCAAAUAAAGUACUUAACUGUUCCUGGCCAAAGAUGGUUUAUGGACGAAAAAGAUUUGCUGAUAUAUUAGGCCAAGUUUACACUAAACAGGAACUUAUUGAUAAGCUGAUUGGUCUUCUUACUGUGCGGGACAGGUUAGUUUAAUUCAGAUUAAUGUGAUAUUUGGUGCAAUGCUGUGAACAAAGCUAUGAUCCACAGCUUUCAAAGCUUCACAGCUCAAAGCCUUGCAUUAGGAGGUUAACGAUAUUGCCAUCAAUGAGAGGAUGAUCUUUAAAUCGUCAUAUUAGGUUCAUUUCAAGAUUAUGUGCUUUCCGAAGAGAAAUAGUAUUUGUUCUGAAUUUGGCUAUUACCUGUAAGGUGAAUAAAACCAACUGCUCCUCUAUUUGACCGUUCUUUAUUGCACAAGUUUCUUUUCUUCCACAACAGCGACACAACACAAGUCACUUUUUGUUGAUUUUGAUGGAGUAGUCAUGCCGAUCAUGUGACGAUGCAAGCCGCCAAUUGUGAUUUGUCUUUUCUAAUCUUAGCAAGAUGAAUUUCCUUCACCUCUGAAACAACACUAAAUCUAACAAUUGAAAAAUCUAGAUGGAAAUUUGCACUGGGAGAAUGGUGUUAAUAAAUGUUCAUGCCGUAAAGUAAGAAAAUGUGUAUGAAAUGUACCAAAGGUUAUUUCAAUUUAUUUUAGCCAGAAAUGAUUGCUGUUAACAAUAUGGUGGCCACAAAAACAUCCAUUUGACCCUUCUAAACACGAGAUAUUUUAAAACAAUGAAACAAAUAACUGCUGUGUGAUGUUGGCAGGGUAAAGCAAAAGUCGAGCUAGUUUAAAAUACUCCUAUUCUCAAAUGGCUGUUUAAAACUUAUUCAGACACCUGCUGCUGGCAACUAGCCUUGAAUUUCUGGUCACCAGCUCUCAAUGUUAUUUCCAGGCACGUUGGUGAUAAUUUUGAACCCCACUGGUUUAUGCCACGUAUGAAUGAGAUUUCUUAUUUAUUUACAAAAUGACUUUUUAAGGUGAAGGGUAUGAAAUUGCAUCAAGAUAUAGUGUCUAACAAGCCCUCUCAGUGUCAUAUAUGUAUGUGCUAUCUACAGCAUAUGGCAAAGCAAUGUUGUGGUAGCUGGCAGUUAAAGACAAUGCUGACAGAUUCUUAUUCCAUAAAUUUUUAGAUCUUUCACUUGUGGUGAUGAAACCAGUUUCAUUGGUCCCCAAGAUGAAGGAUGUAACAUGAAUAUGGUCAAUGCUUGCCGAGCAAUCUUUGUCAACUGCAAGGAAAUCAAAUAUGGAACAAGGUACAUUUGUACACAGUAGUCUAAAAUUACAUUGUUUUGAAUAUAUUGUAAAGCUUGUGGACUUUUGGUGAUGUUUAUUUAACUGGUUCAAUAACAGUAAAGUACUAAAUAGGACAUUAUUAACACUGUUGAUUAAGUUCAUGAGGUUAAAGCAAUUUAUGGAGGAUGGGGAAAGAGAGACCUUUUAAUUAUGGUAGAUUAAAAAAUAAAAUAAAAUAAAAUAUAUUCUGUAUUAUUCUCUCCCCAUUAAUUGGGAGGGUCCACAUUAAUUAAUAGGUUUGGCUGGAUGCAGGAUUUGGUCAUUUUUUGGUGGUGAUAAUACAGAUGUAAGCUGAAGCAGGAAGUGGGAAUUUUAAUGAUCGGGAGUGGGAUUUCCCGUUUUUAUGGGUCUGGGUUGCAAGAAUUAUAAGGGAAAAGUGUAUAGCAGGAUAUGGGAAUUUUUUGUUGUCUUGCUGGCCCUAUUUUAAAGAUUUGACUGAAACCUAAAACUGCAAAAAAGUCUUUGGUGUUUUCCAAGAAUUUUCUUCUAAGCAAUCUUUUUGCUUCACAUUUGAUAAAGCCUCUUUUUACUUCCUGGAGGGUGACUCAUGGUAAAGUAUGUAUAUUGAAAGGACUGUCGGUGGGCUUGUAGUGAGUUUUUCUUUGAAUCUUUCUCCUUUGAAAACCACCCUGUCAGGGAAAGUUGUGUUUGGAUAUUUUGACUGGGAAUUUUGUGGCUGCAGAUGGAAUGCACUAGCUUGCAGACCAUAUACACAGUGUAUAGAUACUAAUCUUCUUAGUCCCAAAGGGGGGAAAUGUCAUUAAAUGCUACACCUGUACAUUUCCAUUAUCUUGAAUCAGUAUCACUUUGCUUGUUUUUCAAAAAAGCAGGACUCAAAAUAAUGAAGCUAACAAUUUUUUUUUUGCAACUGAUAUGUGGACAAAACAACAAGCAAAAACAGAAAAAAAAUGCUACAGUUGCUGGUAGCCAUGUUGAGAAACUUCAACAUCAAAGCUCCCCCAGACCCCAUUGCAUAAAAUGAGUAUUUAACAAUGAAACUUGCAAAAACGUUUGUGCAGGAUCAGGAUUUAAUUAGAUGUAAAGGAGUGCAUGGAAACUCUGUGUGCACUUAUUUACAAGAAUCCUCAAAAAUUUCCAGAAAAGAAACUGCUAAAAUUUUCAUGAAAUGGGUUCCAAAAAAACACACUUCUAGCUUCAUACAGAAGAGGAUUGAAAUGCAUGCUCCAUAGAUUGGUUGUGAUCAGUAGCCAAUAGGAAAGCAAUUAUUAUAAUUUUAUGAUCGUAGUAAUGUUCAAGGUCAAAGCUCAGUGGAAAGAACGGUUGUACUGUUCUUGUCUUGGUAAAGCAACUAAGCACAAAGCUGACAAAGCAACUGGUGAGGUUCACGUGGAGAAUCAAAACCAUGGUCCAAUGCCUGAUCACAAAGUGGCAAAGAACAGAACAGUCCAAAGACUGAAAGUGAAGAAUGAUCAUCACAGUAAAUUUUCCAAUUUAAGCAAUUGGAAAGAAGAAGCCUGAAAAAAAGUCAGGGCUUCAACAGGAUUCGAACCCGUGACCUCCGCGUUACCGGUGCGUUGCUCUACCAACUGAGCUAUGAAGCCACACAUUGGGAGCGAGGUCAAUUUAUUGAGUUCAUAUAUCUCCCGUGAGGAGUGAAAUGAUGUGAAGUAUAUAUGAAAUAAUUCAUUUUUGAACUGUGGUUGUAGAUGAAAGUGAAGAAUGAUCAUUGCAGUAAAUUGUCCAAUUUAAGCAAUGGAAAGAGGUCACGGGUUCAAAUCCCGUUGAAGCCCUGAUUUUUUUUUCCAGGCUUCUUCUUUCCAAUUGCUUAAAUUGGAAAAUUUACUGCGAUGAUCAUUCUUCACUUUCAUCUACAACCGCAGUUCAAAAAUGAAUUAUUUCAUAUAUACUUCACAUCAGUCCAAAGACUGUUCAGCUUAUUCAAAAGCUAUGAAAGGGAAAAACUACGUGCUCCAGUCAAAAGUACGUCUCACAUUUUUUAUAGAAAAACAAGUUGGAGUUUACUGAGUCACGAUGCAAUUUUCCAUAGUUGAUGUAGCUUCAGUUUAAGCUGCAAUUUAUUCAUAUAAUUUUGGAUCUGUGAAUCACUAUCUGUGAUUAUGUAACAUCCCACAAAGAAAACUAAUGAGCUGGGCCCAGUGUGAUACAAAAAAUUUGCAGAAAUGUUGUGGCUUAAAACAUCACACUCACAGACUAAAGAAAGUUGCUUAGUUAUUCAGAUCCAGAAGGCACUUUGGUGAAACUCGAAACCCUUAUUCAGCCACAAUAAAAAGCUUUACGCUUCAAAAGAGGUGAAAGAAACUGCUUUUGCACUAGAGGGCAAAUCCUGCCGACCAAAAACAAAAGUAACAGAAAAUCUAUGUGUGCCAUGACCUCUCAGUGUAAAACCACAGGCGGCCCAGAUGUAGUAUGUGUCAAAUGAAUAUGUUAAUAUUCACAUGGACAAAAUAGGAUGAGUUGUUGAAACUCCCAUGAACUAAAAUAGUCCAAAAGUCAAAAUAUAACAAAACAAAGCUAAGAUACCUUUAACUGAACGUAUCCUUGUCUUUCCUGGCCGGUUAAAGUGGCAUUUUGUUGAGUUUUGCAAUUGUAGGUACUAUCCACUAAAGAAGAAUUAAAGGCUGGCUACAAAACAAAUGGACCAUCUCCACGCGCCUUCAUGCAAAGCGCUAUAAAUUCGAGAAUAAUUGACGAAUCCGCUUGAAAUUGCCAUCGGCUAAUUUGUCGGUUACGUGCGCUCCUGCUUCUUGCUCGCUGGCUCCACAAAACCCUUUGCAACUGCACAAUAAUCGCUUGCUCAUCAACAAACACUGUUGGCCUUUAUGCUUCGAUAUGACUGCAAACUAUCAGGUUGAAUACGCCACGUGAAUAUUCAAGCUUAGCGACCACAUCCGCACGACAAUGCAGCACUUGCUAUGGGAGGGAUGGUACCAUUGCUUCGAGGUCAAUCGACACUGAGCGAUGGUCCCCUGUGUUAGUUUUGGCCAGAAAACAAAAGGCGAUCGUGCGAUCGUCCGUAAGUUUUCAACGGGGCGGCCUUGGUUUUCAAGUUUGAAUUCUUCUAACGUUCGCUGUCACAGCCGCUGUAACAUUGUUCGUCCAGCCGCUUGCAUAGGUUCUUGACUCUACAAUUUGUUGUCCAAACUGGUGAGGGAGGACAAGGAUUUUCCGCCCAGGAAAAAGGCAAAAUCUGUCAAAUUUGUAUCUCAGUGUUCGGCCAUUCUAUGGGAACUUGUGUCUUUUAGAAAUUACGAGGAAAUCAGUAUUAUUUUUCCGAAAAUUUUAGAUGCAAUUUAACGUAUUACCAAGGAGAUAAUUUUUCAGAUUCCUUCUUUCAUCACGUUUUUGAAUCCAAAAAUUUUAGGAUUCCUUUUUACUCACUACAAAAAAUAGCCUAACCUGGGGAGUGAAAUGUGGAAAAUUAAACUUCAGAAAAUCAUAGGGAAUUUAUUAGCAAGAUUAGAUGAGCUUCGAAAAUUUUACAUGAAUGGAAUGGUCAUCUAAAAAUUUUUAGCCAAGUGAAAGAAAAUUCGAGGCAAAAUUUGCUUCUCCAAACAGAUAUUUUACAGAAAACAGUUGUUGGAUGCUCUUGGCCAGAACUGUGAAAAACAACAAUAGGUCUAAUUACAGCACACUUUCUUGUACAUUUCCUUGUCGUUGAUUUGCAUGACUGCAACGUGAAACGUCCAGAGAACUGUGUGGUACAUGUUCUUGUUCACAUCUUCCACUGCCGCUUAUUUUUUUUAGCUCCACUAUAAGAUUUGUAUCUGUUCGGUGAUCCUAGGGUAAAUUGGAUCUUUUUGAAAAUUACAAAGGCUUCAAUAUUAUUUUCCUGAUUGAUUGACUUAGAAGCAAUAGUACCAUCCCUCCCAUAGCAAGUGUUUCAUUGUUGCAUGGAGGAGGUCGCUAACCUUGAAUAUUCACGUCGCGUAUUAAACCUGGUAGUUUGUGGUCAUAUCGAAGCGUAAAGGUCAACAGUGUUUGUUGAUGAGCAAGCGAUUAUUGUGCAGUUGCGAUGGGUUUUGUGGAGCCAAUGAGCAAGAAGCAGGAGCACACGUUACCUGCAGAUUAGCCCAUGGCAAUUUGGAGCGGAUUCGUCGAUUAUUCUUGAAUUUAUAGCGCUUUGCGUGAAGGCGUGUGGAGAUGGUCCGUUUGUUUUGUAGCCAGCCAUUAAAAAUAUUCUUCUUUAGUGGAUAGUACCUACAAUUGCAAAACUCAACAAAAUGCCACUUUAACCGGCCAGGAAAGACAAGGAUACGUUCAGUUAAAGGUAUCCUAGCUUUGUUUUGUUAUAUUUUGACUUUUGGACUAUUUUAGUUCAUGGGAGUUUCGACGACUCAUCCUAUUUUGUCCAUGUGAAUAUUAACAUAUUCGUUUGACACAUACUAUGUCUGGGCCACCUGUGGUAAAACUGGCUAAAAUCACAUGUUCUCAGUCAAAAUAGAACCUUCCAGAGCAUAAUCUACCCAGCCAAGGAAAAAGCGUAUUGUAACAAGCAGCAUGUUGGCCUUAGGUAAAAGUCUUGUAGGCCUGUUGCCCUCUUUUAUUAGUAUUAUUAAGCCUAACAAAUUCAGUGAAGGUGGGAAUUAGGUGGGAUUUGAGAACCCUAUUGUUGACCAUCACUUUGGGCUUUCCAGGGAUAAAUAAAUGAAACAAAAUUAAUCAUUCAAAUGGAACUGCUGGAAGGAGGCAAGUCAGUUGGUUGCCAAGGUUUUGAAUUCAGGACUACUCAGAACAAAUCCAGCCAUUAGACGUCAGGGUGUGACUAAUUGAACUGGGUGCCUUGUGUUCUAUAGCGGUGCAUGGGUCAAAAACGAAAAUACAGGUCACUUUUCCACAAGUCUGAGUACAGGUCACCAUGAUAAAGAUAAAUGAAUAGCAUUAAAAGUGUCUCCUAGCUCUAUUAGAUUGAGGGGAAUCUGCGUGGUUUGGUAAUUUAUCGAUGAAGCAGUGACCCGUACCGUUGACCUGUGGAAUGUGACUGACCUGUACUCUAGACCCAGCUGUUCUAUAGUAAUCGCAUGGCCAACCAUGUUGCCUCUGCACAUACAUUUAUCGGUUAAAGCAUUAUUGUUGGUUUUCAUUUUAGGACAAACACUGUGGUGUUGGUAGAUGCUGUUGGUCAUGUCACAUAUGUGGAACGUUCUAUGGAAGAUGGUGCUACUGAUCCAGAUAAGGCUGAGUGGAGACUGGCAACUCAUGAAUUUGAUAUCCAGGAAAAUAAUGACUGGACAGGAACAGGGCUUUUACUGGAUACAACAGCUAAGGAAAACAUUCCAAACAAAUCAGUAGAAAACAUUACUAAUUCCAAACCAGCUGCAAGAGAUGAUCAAGAGCAUUUUAGAAAAGCUGCAAAGAAGAGGCCAUUAACAAAUGGAUGCAGCAGAUCAGCGAUGGAACCAGCAGAUAAAGUUACUAUGCAGAAGAAAAAAGAAUGAAUAUAAUAGUGGUUGUUGAAAAUAUAUUAUUGGAAGUAAAGUUUGCCUUUAUAUUUAAAAAGAUGUUAUAACUGAUAUGAUGGUUAUUAAGAUAAAGAUUUUAAAAGCAAGGACUGUGGUGCAAAAAUAUAUAUAUAUAGUAUUUAAAUUAGCAAUAUUUUGGGAACUGUUUUAUUGCCACAAUGAUUACGGUUGAUGUUUUCUCUUUUUAUUGUUAUGGAUCUUAGCAUCUAAAGAUAAGACAAUUCUCUGUGUGAGUUUAUAGAGAUGGCUCCAUUAAAGCAUAUCGUGGAGAAAGUGCAAAAUGUCUUUGGUGUUUACUUUGUCCAGAAAAAUUAUGUCUGAUUACAGUUAACAUUUUAAUCACUGCCUAUUUUUAAACCAAGCUUUUAAAAAAGGGAGGAUGGCCAAGAGUCAACGUUUUAUGUGUCGGGAUUAUCAACCUAAGACCCGGCACAUUGUCAGAAAGAGCACACCAAGCUAUAUAAAUUAAAUCCACAAUGUUGGUGUUGAUUAAUCAUCAUUAUUGAACAAGAUAAAGCUAUUUAAAAACUUGAUUUUACUACACAGUGAACAGACGUUUUUCAUUUCUUCUAAAUUUUUUAGUUUUGAAUGCCUGUUAUUGUUCAAUGUUAGCCUCACUGAUGAAUACCAAAUAGGAGGAAUUUAAUAUAAAUCUCAGUUUCCUCUUUGUAGGCAGGGGUAAGUGGGUGUUGUCUAAUGCUUAGACCGCUUUGGUUUGUUGUUUUUUUAGGCAUCAAGGGACUGUUAUUUGUUACAAGAAGUCCAGAUAUGCUAACCCUAAGAUACAGGAGACCUGCGGGACCUUGAAUGUCCUCGAAUUUUAAAAUAAAAAUUUAAAGUCUUGAAAGUCCCUGAAAAUUGCAGUCGGUGCUGGAAAUUGAGCCCUUGAAUUUCAAUGCUAACUUAGUUUAUUAAAGGGAAAUGCAAAGGAAAAGGAGCAAUCACAGAAAGACCUUCGAGAUGAAAUUCCUCGCGUUGUGGAAGAACUAAAAAAGAUAUAGACUCUUAACAUUUUUUUUUGCACUAAAAA